Molecule: messenger RNA, 988 nt
Organism: Macrobrachium nipponense
Lineage: Eukaryota; Metazoa; Arthropoda; Malacostraca; Decapoda; Palaemonidae
Product: large ribosomal subunit protein uL24m-like
Exons: 6
Coding region: 108-899 (263 amino acids)
Biological process (GO): translation
Cellular component (GO): ribosome; mitochondrion
Molecular function (GO): structural constituent of ribosome; RNA binding
Source: RefSeq, a predicted model, not a curated record
GAAAUGGCGAGGAGGCAUUACAAAGACGCAUCCCAUCUAUUACUACUACUAGUACAGCUCCUUCUACUUCUUUCCGGUGACGUCUUUACGGUUAAAUAAUUCUGAAAAUGCCUCGAGUGACAAGUUUGGCCCGCUGCGUCGCAGAUAUGACGAAAAAGACGUCCAAUCUUCCUGAAUCUUACAUCAAAAGGGCUAUGCAAGAGGUUGAGUGGAACCCACCUAAAGGUGUUCAGUACCGACCUGUUUCAUUAAGAAAGAAGAAGUUCACCUUCUCAGUAGAUAGGCCAUGGACCCAAGAGUUCAGGCAACAGAAUAUGCCAGGGAGACACAAGAAAAAAAUAUUUAUUGAACCUAUAGCAGAAUGGACAUUUUUUAAGGGUGACCGUGUGGAAAUCCUUGCUGGACCAGAUAAGGGCAAGCACGGCCUUGUAAAUUAUAUCGUUCAAGAGAGAAACUGGGUGAUGGUUGAAGGCCUCAAUUGUACAUAUGAAAUGAUGGGCAAGUCCAAGAAUUACCCAGGCAUGAUGAUGAAGAAAGAAAAUCCUCUGCUUGUGACGAAUCAGGUGGCACUGCUUGAUCCAUCAGACAAUCAGCCAACUCAGGCUGAAUGGCGUUAUACCGAAUCUGGAGAACGUGUCCGUGUAUCUGCACGAACUGGCAGGAUAAUCCCAAUGCCCAAACAAGCUGAAGAAACUCCCGAUUAUAAAACCAAGUCAUCUUAUCCAGAGCAAGACAAGGAUACUAAAGAAAAAGAGUUAACUCAAAUUACCUUCGAGCCCUCUCAUCGAACCUUUGAAAUGGACAUCAUGGAUAAAAUGGGCAUCAAAGAAGACAGAGUGCCAAGGAAAACUUUCUGGUAUUCAGUCCGGCAUCGCAAUUUCGAUUUCAAGGAAUUUUGAAUGGCUACAUAACUUAUUUUUUUUUAUGACAUGUAGUAGUAAUUCUGGAUUCAUGUACAUUUUAUGUAUCAAAUAAAGCAUUUUUCUCC